Molecule: messenger RNA, 1254 nt
Organism: Budorcas taxicolor (takin)
Lineage: Eukaryota; Metazoa; Chordata; Mammalia; Artiodactyla; Bovidae
Gene: CRYM
Product: crystallin mu
Exons: 8
Coding region: 50-994 (314 amino acids)
Biological process (GO): thyroid hormone metabolic process
Cellular component (GO): cytoplasm
Molecular function (GO): thyroid hormone binding
Source: RefSeq, a predicted model, not a curated record
GAAACGCGGAUCGCCGUGAGCGCUCUGAGGUUAGAAGUCCGGCGGCGACAUGAGCUCGAGGCCGGUGUUCCUGAGCGCGGCUGAUGUAGAGGACCACCUCCGCAGCUGCAGCCUGCUCAUCCCGCCUCUGGAGACCGCUCUGGCCAACUUCUCCAGCGGCCCCGACGGAGGAGUCAUGCAGCCUGUGCGCACCGUGGUGCCAGUCGCCAAGCACAGGGGGUUCCUGGGGGUCAUGCCCGCCUACAGUGCAGCGGAGGACGCCCUGACCACCAAGCUGGUCACCUUCUAUGAGGGCCACAGCACCACCCCCACUGUCCCCUCCCAUCAGGCUACCGUGCUACUCUUCCAGCCGAGCAAUGGCUCCCUUCUGGCGGUCAUGGAUGGAAAUGUCAUAACUGCAAAGAGAACAGCUGCAGUGUCUGCCAUUGCCACCAAGUUUUUGAAACCACCCAACAGUGAAGUGUUGUGUAUCCUUGGAGCUGGGGUCCAGGCUUACAGCCAUUAUGAGGUCUUCACAGAACAGUUCUUCUUUAAGGAGGUGAGAAUAUGGAACCGCACCAAAGAAAACGCAGAGAAGUUUGUGAACACAGUGCCAGGAGAAGUGCGGAUCUGCUCAUCGGUCCAGGAGGCUGUGACAGGGGCAGAUGUGAUCAUCACAGUCACCAUGGCAACAGAGCCCAUUUUGUUUGGUGAAUGGGUGAAGCCUGGGGCUCACAUCAAUGCCAUCGGCGCCAGCAGACCUGACUGGAGAGAGCUGGAUGACGAGCUCAUGAAACAGGCUGUGCUGUAUGUGGAUUCCCAGGAGGCUGCCCUGAAAGAGUCUGGAGAUGUCCUCUUGUCAGGGGCCGAGAUCUUCGCUGAGCUGGGAGAAGUGGUGAAGGGAGUGAAACCAGCCCACUGUGAGAAAACUACCGUGUUCAAGUCUCUGGGAAUGGCGGUGGAAGACAUGGUUGCAGCCAAACUGGUAUAUGAUUCCUGGUCAUCCGGUAAAUAAAACAAAGGAACUUUGUGUCGAGUGGAUGCUACAGCUCAAAGGGUGUUAACACUAGUUGUCCCACAAUCUUUUCAUAAUCUCUAGAUUAAAAUAAGGGUUCUAGCCCAGUGAUCUGUAGUUUUAUGCAUACUGUGUCUUAUCUUAAAUAAUGAGAUCCUCUUUUGUGUUUGUAGUUAGAAAACAAAACUAAGUGGUCAUUCUGUGCCAUGCCAGAUUAUACUAGCGUUCCCUUUGCCCUGUAUUUCACUACCUUUUGUAAU